This is a messenger RNA of Homalodisca vitripennis (glassy-winged sharpshooter), 1905 nucleotides long. Its product is annotated as membrane-bound alkaline phosphatase-like. Lineage: Eukaryota; Metazoa; Arthropoda; Insecta; Hemiptera; Cicadellidae. The record is from RefSeq and is a predicted model, not a curated record. The transcript has 9 exons. The coding region runs from base 87 to 1760 and encodes 557 amino acids. Gene Ontology annotation, biological process: dephosphorylation. Gene Ontology annotation, molecular function: alkaline phosphatase activity.
GCUGUGUUUGGUACUGUGUGGUUGUUACUUUUGAAGAAGGCUGCAGAAGAGACGGGACAGGGAUUCCUAAAACACCACUGCUCAGUAUGACUAUGGUGUCACGUCUCUCCAUGCAGACGGUGGUGUUUCUAGCUGUAUAUCUCUCCUCCACCUGCGCCCGAUAUCACGAUUUCCCACAGAAACCCAUCCUUAAAUUUGCUGACAUUACAGACGACUUCAAACCAAGGGAUGCAGCUGAAAACACUGCAAGCUAUUGGCAGAGCCAAAGUAUGGCAGCGUUGCAGCGGCACCUGGAGACAUCCCUGCGCACCGGUCCUGCCAAGAAUGUGAUCCUGUUCCUGGGGGACGGUAUGUCUAUCGCUACCGUUACUGCGGCCAGGAUAUACCUCGGACAGCUAAACAACCAAUCUGGUGAGGAGUACCAACUUUCCUUCGAACAGUUUCCCUUCACUGGUCUCUCCAAGACUUACUGUGUCGACUCGCAAGUGGCGGACUCAGCAUGCUCGGGGACAGCGUACUUGACCGGCGUGAAGAACAACAUCCAGACCCUCGGGGUGACUGCUGACGUCACCAGCAAGGAUUGGAGAGCCAUGCAGAAUCCUGCGUUCCACACUCAUUCCAUUAUAGAGUGGGCACAAGAAGCCGGCAAAGGAACAGGCAUCGUCACUACCUGUAAGGUAACUGAUGCUUCUCCAGCAGCCGGCUACGCACACUCUGCCUACAGAUAUUGGCAGAAUGACCAAGACAUUCUUAAGGACGUCCCUGGUGCCAAAGGAGUGCAGGAUAUCGCUUCUCAGUUGAUAGAAAAUAAUCCUGGAAAAGGAAUUAAGGUCAUCCUUGGAGGUGGACGUGGGAACUUUAUCCCGCAGGAGAAUCAGGAUGAAUACAGCAACAAUGGCCUACGGGGAGACGGCAAGGACCUGAUCAAAGUAUGGAAGUCGCAGAAGGAAGUAGCUAAUGUCAGCACAUCCUACAUCACAAACCGAGAUCAGCUUUUGGAUUUAGAUGUCAAUACCACUGACUACCUUUUAGGAUUGUUCCACCACGGACAUAUGGACUACCACCUCCAUGCUGACUCAUCUCUUCAGCCCACUCUGGCAGAGAUGACGACCUUGGCUAUCAAGAUGAUGCAGAAGGAAGAAAACGGAUACUUCCUGUUCAUAGAAGGUGGUCGAAUCGAUCACGGACAUCACGAAAACAGAGCUCACUUAGCCCUGGACGAGACUGUUGAGUUCGACAAAGCUAUCGAGAUAGCACUCAACAUGACAAGCCAGGAAGAUACCUUAAUAGUUGUAACUGCUGACCAUUCUCACACUAUGACAAUAAAUGGGUACCCACGUAGAGGUAGUGACAUAUUUACUACCCUGAUGACAACUAUGGAUAACCUGACGUACUCUACAUUGUCGUAUGCUAACGGGCCCAACAACCAUCGCUUCGAGCUCAACAGCCACGAGCAACACGAUAUUUCCACUGAUCCCAGAGAGGACCCGGACUACACGUUCCCCACGAUACACCUGCUCAACUACGAGACACACGACGGGCAGGACGUGGGAGUGUACGCGCGAGGACCGUCCGCUCAUCUCCUCGUCGGUAACUACGAGCAGUCGCUCAUCCCCCACGUGAUGGGCUACGCGGCCAGGAUUGGUCCCGCUGCUGCGAUAGCUCCUAAAGUAGAAACUCUCUUAACCUCAUCCUCAUAUAGCGUCACACCAACACUAAUAUUAGUUCUAUUUUCAGUUAUAAUUCUUGUAAAACUUUGAUCCACCAAGUGAACGUAGUUAUUUUACCGUUAUUUCACUAUAACCAUUCCAGUCUUUCAUGUCCUGUACUUACAAGGUUAUUCCAUCUGUGAAUGUACCUCAUUCAAAUUAAAAGUUAUUUAUUUUUCAUAUUUCUUUAAAACUG